ACAUCAGUUGAAACCACAUGGUCUCCUGGUAUGGGCCGCUGCUCGGUUUAUGAAUCUGUGUCCUUUGUUCCCUGGUAUCACCUGUUCUGCCCCUUUAAGAUCAGACGUUUCAAUCUAGGCGUGUUUCCUGCUGCCAUUGAUUGAAACCGUGCACUGGCAUCCUGCGGGGAAAAUAGCACAUUUUACAGCGCAACACACUCCCGUCCACACAGGCGAUCAUUUCUAUUUCAUUAUUAUUAAAAUGUUUUAUUUUUCUUCUUAAAGCAGGCCAAAUUCAUGUUUCUGUGAACGCGCAGCAGCCGCUUCAUUUAUGAUUUAUCGAAAUGAAAUGAAUGUCAGGCGGUCAAGGUCCACUCUGGCGAUGCAACAGCCACGGCUGGAUUUUCUUGCUUCUGGGUAGGAAACAUCUGUCGCAGUGGUCUGGAUGGAUUCCUGAUGACCGGACCGUGGAGGGAUUAAGACUGUUGGAGCAGAAGUGGAGCCUCACUGUGGGAAUGACACGCUGCAGUAAACACGGGAAAUAAUGGAUUAAAAAAAAACAUUAAUGAUGUUACUGCGACACUUUAACCGAUAGAAAAUGCUUCUUAGUGAGUCUCUUUGUGCGCACGUCGUUGUUACCUCUGUCUGUGUUUUGACUUAACAUUAUUGUUCGAGGCGUUUUAUAUUGUGACAGUUUACAUUAAACCAAAAAAAAAAAAAAGCGCAGAUCUGGGAAGAGGGCACAAUGUCUGCGGUGAUGAUAACGCGAAAGGUGCGAAAAUGGGAGAAGCUCCCGGGUAAGAACACUUUCUGCUGCGAUGGACGGGUGAUGAUGGCCCGGCAGAAAGGGGUCUUCUACCUGACCCUGUUCCUCAUCAUCGGGACAUGCUCUCUCUUCUUCGCCUUCGAAUGCCCGUACCUGGCUAUCCAUCUGUCCCCUGCCAUCCCUGUUUUUGCUGCCGUGCUCUUCCUGUUUGUCAUGGCUAUGUUGCUGAGGACCAGCUUCAGUGACCCUGGGGUUCUGCCGCGGGCCCUUCCAGAGGAGGCCACAUUCAUUGAGAUGGAAAUUGAGGCUGCCAAUGGGAACGUCCCCGCGGGGCAGAGGCCGCCACCUCGAAUCCGUAACGUCCAGAUCAACAAUCAGAUUGUCAAACUCAAGUACUGCUACACCUGCAAGAUCUUCCGCCCGCCGCGAGCGUCUCACUGCAGCAUCUGUGACAACUGUGUCGACCGUUUUGAUCACCACUGUCCAUGGGUUGGCAACUGUGUGGGCAAGAGAAACUACAGAUACUUCUACCUGUUCACCCUGUCCCUCUCCCUGCUUACCAUCUACAUCUUCACCUUUGACAUUGUGCAUGCGGUCAUGCGUUCAGUGGACAAAGGCUUUUUGAACACUUUGAAGGAAACCCCUGGAACUGUGCUGGAGGUGCUGGUGUGUUUCUUCACCCUGUGGUCAGUGGUGGGACUGACUGGCUUCCACACCUACCUGAUCUCUCUCAACCAGACCACUAACGAGGAUAUAAAAGGAUCCUGGUCAGGAAAGAACAGAGUCCAGAACCCUUACAGCCACAAGAACAUCAUUAAAAACUGCUGUGAGGUUCUGUGUGGGCCCACACACCCGAGCGUUUUGGACAGAAGAGGACUGAUGCAGGAGGAUUCACAUGUUUCUGCAACCAGUGCAGCUCCCUCCUCCUUCAACAACCCAGUGCCACAAACCACAAAAACCACAGCUCCACUCAUCCCCAAUGAGCACACACCUGACGAUGCCAAGCCGAGCAUUGCUGCUUUAGCAGAGGAGAGCCCCUCCCCCAAAGAGAAGAGCUCCUCUUCUAAAGUGGAGCAUCCUUCGGCUCAAACGCUGCCACCCCUCGCUUCACCCGAGACUGAUGCAGAGACAUCCAUUGCCAAGGACAAUACCCAUUAGCUGCAUGAGGUGGGCGGCUCAGAACUUCUUCUCCAGCAUCCUGCCUGAUCAUGAACUGAAACAUUAUUAAUCAAUGUCUGAAUACUAUGCGGGUGACUCACUCAUUUUCUGACUCUUACACUUGAUUCCCCAAGAGAAGUGGAGCCUCUGCUGCAGCUCCUCCUCCCUCCUCUUCCUAGUAGUUGCUGCAGAGCUGUUGGAUUGACACUUCACUCCUGGAGGAGGAGUGAUUAAAUGAAAAGUCAGCAGCUUCUUGCCUCCUGAACACUGCAUGGAAAAGACACGAUGAGGAGAAGGUGGAAAAAACUAAAAAUAAAAAACAAAGAAACAAAAAAAAAUAUAUAAUAAUAAUGGGCUUGCUCUGAUUGUCAGUCAUUCUUUAUUUAAAAUUGUAUCAAGACAUUGAUGUGGAUGUUCAAAUAUACUCCUCUGGCAGAGACAGAAGGUAUGACUUCUGGAUGUGUGUAAAACUCAUACAGUCAUCUAUGUUGUGCAUAUAUUACAUGUCCUAUGCAAACCGCAAGAAGGCUAGACAAGGUUGGUCUUUAUGAAGAGUGUGGAUGAAGUUUUAACUUUUGCGAGUACAUACUAUGAUGUCCAGGCAGGAAGAGAAUCCUUUGCUGAAAAAUCCUUCAGGCUCCUUCCAGGCAACGUCUACCUUAUUUUCUGAUAUCGCUGUAUUCACUACUGUUGCCACUUAUGUACAUUUUUUUAAAUAAUUUUAAGUGAUCAUAUUCAGACCAACAGCUGUCUUUACGUUUGUAUAAUCAAAGAUGUAAAACCAGGUUGGCACUUUUAAACUGAGGAAACUUACACACAGAUAAAAUCCAUUUGAUGUUGAACCUCUAAACCCUAGUAUGUGUGAGAGACUAAAGGCCUGAUGAGCGUAGACACUCAUACUGACAGUGCCUUAUUGAAAAAGUUGCACCACCUGCAGCAACUGAAGUCAACCAAACGAGAAGCCCCUUGAUAGUGUUAAAAUGCAGAUGAAAUGAUGAGGUGAGGUGAGUCAUAAGAUUAAAGAAGUGGUUUGAUGUUAUGGUAAAGAUGUAUACAUCUUUCUUGCUUAUGAUGAGCAGUCUGAUGAGCAGAUCAAUACUACUUACCUGCCUCUGCAUUUAAUCUGAAAGUACAGCCAGUAGCUGCCUAGCUUAGCUUAUCUUACCAAGGAAAAAAAACUUUCUAGUGUUAAAUAGAAAAUUAAUCCUAUGAAUCCUUAAAUGAAGGAGUGGUUAGACCUUCUUGAAACAACUUUAUUAACUAUUUUCUAGAAGUGUGGAUUGAUACCACUCUUAUGUGUCGGUGAAGGUACAACCUGCAGUUCCUUAGGUUAGCCUAGCUUCGCCUAUCAUCAGAAAAAAACAUUUUGAUAUUAUUAAUCAUUGUUAGAGUUCAAAUAUAUGAGUAGUUUGGCUUUCUGAAUAAGAGGUUUAUUCACUUCCUUGCUGAGUUGAAUGAAUGUGAUAAUACCACUUCCCAGUUUGCCCAUGAAAUCAUAGUACAAGGAGCAGCUGCUUAGCUUAGCAUAACCGUUAAAAACAAGGGGAAACAGCUAGCAUAAGCAACAUUAACAUUAUUAUUUGAACUUUCAAAAGGUCAAACUGGUUAAUUAAUUAGCUUUAGAGGUGCUGGCAGAUAUGUUUUCUAAAUUUUGAACCCAGCAAGCUUCUCUCCUCUUGGUUUUCAGCCCACUUUUGCUAAGCUAGGCUAAUGAGCCGCUACAUAUCAUGAUCAUUCAUUUACUAAAGUGGUAUUGAUCUCUUCAUUGAACUCUCAGUAAGAAAAGAAGUAGUAAUAAAUAUACGUCCUGAAGUGUCCAAUUGUGUACUUGAACAGGAAAGAGAAGCAGAAAACACAUUUGUAAUAUUAUACAACAAAUUUGUGAUCCUCCCAUCUUUAUAGACUGAAUUAAGUUCCACAAAUAAUUAAAAAAAAUUAUCUUUGAGAUAAUCAUUCUUUGGCUAAAGUGGUCAUUAUAGCCUCUGGGGAUCAGACGUUGCUGUGUCACAAGAAUAAACUGAAAAGGAGUUUGAGAAGCAAAUAACUAAGCAAAGCCAUUAUUUAAACUAAAUUACAUAUUGUUUCUAGCAGGUUUACUUGUACUGGAACUUAGAAAGCUGAUGACUGAAGAUGGUAGAGUGGGCAGUCAGGGUUAGUUUUUUAGCAUCUCCUUCUGUAAGUCAUAGAAGAGCUGAUUUUCCUCAGAGUCCUGCUGUCUUCUGCCUCUAAAUUAAACUCUUCCUGUAUUGUCACUUGCGUUUUUGCUGUGACAAGUUGCUCCCGCAAUGCGGCCAUGUUUGAGGCAGCUUUCACUUUUGUUCAUAAUGGCAGAAAAGAAAGGAUGUUCAGUCCUCUCUUUUUAUAAAGCUUUUUAAUGUUUUGGAGAUUGUUAAAGGGAGGAGUGUCUUCACAGAAAGGGAUAUUAAAAAAAGUCCAGCUAAUUCUUAGUAUUUAGAUGAUGUUAGCUGAUAGCGAGAGUUUAAGUGCUAGUGAUUGUGUUGUAUGCAAGACAGAGUUUUGUGAAUCUUAUUCAUGUAGUAUUGUAUCAGGCAAAUCUACCCAAUUUCAGUUAUUAAAUGAGUCAAAGCAGACACUGUUGCUCCUUAACUUCCUUAAAGUAUAUUUUUAGCUACAGUAGAUAAAGUAGAUUUCAGUACACUGGAAUUGUGUUUUUCUGUAACAGUUUACUGCCCAAAACCAAUAUCAGAAACUUUCUGACUAUGAAAAAUAAAAAAUAAAUAAGGCCACAUUUUACAGAUUUCUCUCUACUAUUGGUUCAUCUUUUGAUUAUUUGUUUGAUCAGAAAAAAAGUUGUUUAGAAAGCUGAAUAAUAGUGAUUUGCAGUCCACCCCCACCACAACCCCUGCAUAUUCAGUUUACCUAUAUAAGUCUAGCAAAUGUUUACUUUGACAAACUGCAUCCCUAACUUAUUGCCAGUCAUUAUUUUGUGAAAUAAUUAGUCAUCAUAUUAAUCUGACACAUCUCUGCUGGAUGAUGUAAAAUGUGUGGCAGUAUUACUUUGUGUAAUUUGUUUGAAAAAAACUUUCCAAAAAUUGUUAAAUUUCCAGUAAGACGUAGUAAAACCAAGAUCAGUUUUAGAGCUAAACUUCUUUUCUUUGUAGAAGGUGUUUGAAAUGGUGCAUUAGAUCAUUGUUGUCGCUGAGAAACAAGAAUGUGUGUUGCUGAUAUUCGAUAGGAGGGAUGUUUGUGUUUUUAAAGCACAUUUUAAAGGGACACCUAAACUUCUUAAGUUUUUGCCAACCAAGCUGAACUCUAGUAUUUAUGAUUCCUGUGUUAAAACCAUGAUCAGAUUUGAGUUCUCUGAUGAAUCAAUGACAUUGCAUUAUGUAUACAAAGUAAUAUGAUGGAACGCUUAUUUAUGUUCACUUUGUUUAGUAUCAGCACUGUGAUUAUAUGUAUCAUUCAUUUUACUUCACUUCUUUUUACAUGAUCAGUGUGUCUGAUAAAUAAACAACAUGUCUUAUUAUAAAGCGUCUUUUUAAAGAUACAUAAAAUGUUUGUGUCCAGGUAUUAUUACAAAUUGCAUGAGGACAAAUAUGUUGGCUUUUAAAGAAGAUGGAAGAAUUAUUACAGUCACAAUUCCCGUCUGAUGCUUUUUGGUUGAUAAAAAUUUUACUUCUUGUGGAUUUUUCAAUGUAAUAAUGCUUUGUAAUACACAAUUUCCUUCCAGUCUGAAAUAUCUCAUCACAUGUUGGUUAAAACCUUUGUAAACUCUACAUGGAGCUGCAGGCAUAGCUGUAGAUUUUAAUUUCAAUGCAAGAAAAGUAAAUUACAAAAAAAAAAAAAAAAAAAAA
Messenger RNA from Melanotaenia boesemani (Boeseman's rainbowfish), 5718 nucleotides. RefSeq names its product zinc finger DHHC-type palmitoyltransferase 9 (gene zdhhc9). NCBI's taxonomy places the organism in Eukaryota, Metazoa, Chordata, Actinopteri, Atheriniformes, Melanotaeniidae. Gene Ontology annotation, biological process: peptidyl-L-cysteine S-palmitoylation; protein targeting to membrane. The transcript is spliced from 9 exons. Gene Ontology annotation, molecular function: protein-cysteine S-palmitoyltransferase activity. The record is from RefSeq and is a predicted model, not a curated record. Gene Ontology annotation, cellular component: Golgi apparatus; endoplasmic reticulum. The coding region runs from base 725 to 1903 and encodes 392 amino acids.